UAUGUUUUCUAAAGAGACUGGGACCAUCCUCUUGAGUGCACGUGGCAGCUAUUCCAGUGGAAAAGCCUAGGUUUUGGUCAUCAGAGAGCUGGGUUCAAGCCUGAGGCUCACCAGUUACUGGCCAGCAGGUCCCUGAUCACGUGUCUUCUGCUUCCCUGAGCCACAUUUCCCUCCUCUGUAAAAUGGAAAGAGUAAGCCUUGGAAGUUGUUGUAGAGAGUCAAAGUAUGUGAAGCAUUUAGCCCUCAGUAGACAUUAGCUUCCUUCCUAUUGCCUGCUAAGGUGGGCUUCAUGAGGAGUGCGGUUGCUAACCAGCCCCUUUGGUCAAGAACCAGGAUUGCUUUCUCCUCCCCUGACCUCUUCCUCUCAGAGACCCUGGAACGCCACAGCGUGUGACCACCUCUUUCCUUCUGGCUGAACCUCCCCAGGUAGCGGGCCCCUCCCCUGAGCCCCGUGCAGCUGUCUGUGUCUGGUUUCAGCAGCUCUCUUGGGCGCCCUGCCCAUAGGGAGAAUAGAAGGUUGUACUCCUUGCCAGGACUCCUGCGGCCCAGUUUUGGAACCAGAGCCUGGGAACCUGUGUCAGGCUGGUCACUCACCACCAGCCUGGAGGGCCCAGCACAGUCUUCCAGUGUGUGAAGCUGAUGGCCGAAUGACAGGGGCUGAGGGAGAGGCCGGCACACAGGCCAGACCCUUGAUCUAAAAGCCUGUGAGAAGAAGCCCUGCGUGGAUCUUUGCAGCAGUCAUUGUUCGUAUUUUCUAGAUUGUCCACGAGAAAAUACCAUAUGCUGUUCAACCUACUGUGGGAAUGUUUGCAUGAGCCUCCAGAUGAAGUCAUCUCCUCGGCCCUGUGACAUAAUAGCGCUUGAAGAGACUUUGAUCACUGAAUAUCCCACAGGACAUCAUGCUGCGCUUUCAGGUUAUUUACAUUGUGCCAACUGGCCAUGGGGAAAUACAGCAACUGGAAAGGGGAUAAACAUCCUGACAGUAUAUAUUCAGACACAUACAGUCAGCAUCAUGAAGCUCUGGACACCUCAACUCGUGACAUUCCUCUGUAUGGAGCUACUGUCUGUGCUGGGAGUGAUGAAGGAAAAAUACAGCUGGGAUGAAAUGUUCAUUGAGGAGUGCUGGGGAGAGCCAAGUGUCAUUGAAUGUACCAAGAAGUGCUCUAGAGCCCUUAAAUGUACAAACAAAAAUUACACAUGCUGCUGGACCUAUUGUGGAAACAUCUGUUGGAAAAAUAAAGAAAUCUUUGCAUGAGGUCUAAACCCUAACCUCCCAGCAGGACACCAGUCUGUUCACACUGAGGGCUGGGCAAGAGCAAAUCCUUGACAAAUAAACUCAUUU
Messenger RNA from Mirounga angustirostris (Northern elephant seal), 1342 nucleotides. It is a transcript of the gene WFDC11, whose product is annotated as WAP four-disulfide core domain 11. Lineage: Eukaryota; Metazoa; Chordata; Mammalia; Carnivora; Phocidae. The transcript is spliced from 6 exons. The record is from RefSeq and is a predicted model, not a curated record. The coding region runs from base 812 to 1255 and encodes 147 amino acids.